AGAACCCGUGGGCCUGGGCCAAUGUAAAGCAAUCGAACUGCCUUUUUAACCCGCCCCAUAGCCCAUCUUUCUGAGUCGGCGACUCGGCGAGGAAAAAAUACACCAAAGUAGUAAAACCAAAUCCGAGGAGGGAGUCGGGUCAGGGUGGGAGAGAGAGAAACUGCAAGAGCAUCAGAGAGGAGAGAGAAAGAACAGAGAGCCUCGAGGGUUUAGAAGCAAGAGAGAAGAGAAUAGAAGAAGGGCGUUGAUUAAUUUUGAUUUUGGUGCAGGGAGAGAGAAAGGGCUGGUGAUUCGAAGAAGAAGAAGAAGAAGAAGAAGAAGAAGAGAUGGGAGAGAGGAAGGUAUUGAACAAGUACUACCCGCCGGACUUCGAUCCGGCGAAGAUACCGCGGCGGAGGCAGCUCAAGAACCAGCAGAUGAAAGUCAGGAUGAUGCUUCCCAUGAGCAUCCGCUGCGCCACCUGCGGCAAUUACAUCUACAAGGGCACCAAAUUCAACUCCCGCAAAGAAGACGUUGUCGGCGAGACAUACUUGGGAAUCCAAAUUUUCAGGUUUUAUUUCAAAUGCACGAGGUGCUCUGCAGAGUUAACAAUGAAGACAGACCCGCAAAAUUCAGACUAUGUUGUCGAGGCAGGAGCAACGCGGAAUUUUGAACCGUGGCGUGCAGAGGAUGAGGAAGCAGAUAGUGAAAAGCUUAAAAGAGAAAAGGAAGAAAUGGGAGAUGCAAUGAAAUCCUUGGAGAAUAGAACUUUGGACUCAAAAAGAGAGAUGGACAUCCUUGCUGCCCUGGAUGAAGUGAAGUCCAUGAAGUCAAGACAAGCAACUGUCAGUGUAGAUGCAAUGCUGGAGGCUUUGCAGCGCUCAGCUGAGGAUAAGGAAAAGAAAUUGGAAGAAGAGGAUGAAGCUCUCAUAAAAUCAUUAUUUGGAGGGCCAAGGAGAGAGAUUAUUCAGAGAAUCGCCGAUGAUGUUUUUGAUGAAGAUGAUGAUGAGGAUUUAUCUCAGACUCUCUCUGAAAAUGGCGAAACAUCAAGCAAUCAAUUGAAAAAGAGGAGAAAGGUCUCUGAAGAACCUGCUCGUAACCCCACGGAUUGUCUAGCAAAAACAAGUGACAGCUCCAAGAAUGAAGAAAAGCAAGGGGCUUCCUUGGCACCAAAACACAUUUUCAAGUCUUCGUUAGUCAGAGUUUCUGUUGUUAGGAAACCUUCUUCGGCCUCCAACAGUAAUGGGCCAGCACAUCAGGCUAGCAAACCGACAGAAGAGCACAAAACAAAUGCUACUAGCACUGGGCUACUGUCACUUUGCCAAAACUACGAAAGUGACGAAGAUGAUUAGAUUGCAGUUGAUUGACUUUACAUCAAGCUUUCUUCUUUCUUCUUUCCUGGGGAGGAAAUGCCAGUCCCCCAAUGUAUAUUUCAUAUCACCAGCACCAUCAGCAAAAUCUCUGGUACUGUUUGAUGUGCCAUGGAGCCAGUUUGUGGUAGUACAGCAGGUUUCUGAUUGGGAAUGAGAAUUUACAUGUUUGACUA
Molecule: messenger RNA, 1525 nt
Organism: Rhododendron vialii
Lineage: Eukaryota; Viridiplantae; Streptophyta; Magnoliopsida; Ericales; Ericaceae
Exons: 8
Coding region: 327-1331 (334 amino acids)
Biological process (GO): mRNA splicing, via spliceosome
Cellular component (GO): U2-type catalytic step 1 spliceosome
Source: RefSeq, a predicted model, not a curated record